UGCACAGAUUUGUGAGAUUUUCUUUCAUUUUGUUGAUAUCUGCUGGUUUUAAUCUCGGUGACCGGGCAACUCUCGUUUACAAAAUCGACGAGUCUGGGGCUUAUUCGUUCGCAGCAGCUACGAACUUCGAUUUUAACCUAACUAAUGGAGACACGUUUUUACAAUCAGAUAAAAUGAUGUAUUCAACAAGUGAUGGCUCGCUAAAAUUAGGAUCAAGUGCGAAAAUAUCUGGCAACGAUGUACUUGGAUCAUAUCAAGGAAUGCUAUUCAAUUAUAAUGCUGGAAAUGACGCUCAUAUGCAGGAUCAUCUUAUGGUUUAUAAUGGAGGGGAGUUUGUAAGGUUUACCCAGAAUUACGGAAAUAAUGGCGUGAAGUACAGCAAUAUUUCCAAUACCGAGGGCGUGCUUUCUUCUUUUCCGAGUUUCUUGACAAACAAAGGAACAAGAAAUCUCGGUUUCAUACAUUUAAAUGGAGACAUGUGUGGAGCCGGCUUCAGUAUAUCCAACUUCUCUAUGGGUGAAGACAUGCUUCACAGUGGAACAUCUGCCGGUCCGUUGGUUAUUUUUGACGAGAUGGAGAAUGUGAUGAUAAUUUCAGCUUUCAAUAAUUUCAUGUCCCAUGGAAUGAUUUACAACAAAACCUCACAUCAGUUAAACUUCGGUAUCCUGGGUGGUUUCACCAACAUUCCUAGAGAGUAUGAGAUUGAGACAAUUCUAUAUUAUGGAAGCGAAGGAAUAAAUCGUGCAAUAGAGGAAUGGGGAGCAAUCAUCGGGAGAAGAUAUGGAAAAACGAGAAUGCAUAGGCAAAACGACAUGACUAUUAGCUACCUGGGAUACUACACAGACAACGGAGCUUUCUACUACUAUAAUACCGAAGUGAACAAAACUUAUGAGCAGACUAUACUUGAUGUAACAACUGCAGCUAAAACAUAUGGCAUACCAUUCCGAUACGUUCAAUACGACUCCUGGUGGUAUUAUAAAGGAACGAAGGAUGGAGUGAAAGAAUGGGUGGCUGAACCAUCGAUUUUUCCGAAUGGAAGCGAAGCAUUAUUUGAAGAGCAUGGAAUGCCCGUUGCUGCUCACAAUCGUUACUGGUCUUCAGAUACAGUGUAUGCAAAAGAUAAUGGUGGAAUGUAUUCAUUUGAUAUAGACAAUAUGACAUCAAAAGCAUUGCCGACUGACAAGAUAUUCUGGUCUGACCUUUUCCACAAUUCUACAGCAUGGGGGCUCAGGAUGUAUGAGCAAGACUGGUUGGACGUAGAAUUUGAUGGAAUAGCUGAUUUCAAAACUAACAUUCACCUCGGAAAAACAUGGCUAAUGAAUAUGGGACAGGCCGCAGAAGAGCAUGGUUUAACAGUUCAAUAUUGUAUGGCUUUACCAAGACAUAUGUUACAAAGCAUAGAAAUUCCAGCUGUUACUCAGGCUCGUGUGAGUGGUGAUUAUCACCCCGGAAAUGAUCAGUGGAAAAUUGGUAUAACUUCUAUGUUUGCACAUGCGUUGCAUUUGGCUCCGUUCAAAGAUACAUUCUGGAGUACAUCCUCGCAACCAGGAAACCCGUACAGCAAAGACGCUUCUGAACCGAACAUAGAUCUUCAAGCCACUAUUGCAACUCUAAGCACAGGGCCAGUUGGACCGGGAGACAGUGUUGGUUAUACUUCCACCCUUGCUUCAACAAAAUCAUGUCGUAGCGAUGGACUGCUACUGAAACCAUCAAGGCCCGUUACAAUGGUUGAUCAACAUAUUGUCAAUAGAGCUUUUCCAAAGAACAUGAAAACAGGAUCGGCAAAUAUUGAUGCUGAAGUCUACUUUACGUACACCGAUAUCUUUUAUUCUUCACGACCUCAAAGACACGGAAUAAUUCUCGCAACAGAUAUCAAUGUUGACAACUUCAAAGUAUAUCCCAACUUGAUGCACCUCGACACGCAGGGAGAUGUGAAAAACUAUUUGGCUUAUCAUGGACAUCCUGGCGAUGAUGCAAUUUUAAACGUGAUAAAUGCCACAUCUCCAAUGACCAUGCCAAAAUGCGGUAAAGCGGACUUUCAGAUGUGGUAUGCGGCACCGAUUAUUAAAAUGAGUACGGGUACCCGGGUCGCAGUCCUUGGUGAACGUGGAAAAUGGGUUCCGGUGUCAGAACAAAGAAUAAAUCAUAUUGAACACAAAGGGGAUAAUCUACUUGUGGAUAUUAAGGGUGCUGUAAACGAGUUUGUGCAAUUCGGAUUCUCAUUGAACGAAACAGUGGUGUUUGUGGAUUGCAACAUUCCAGCUACAGGAACAGCAAGAAUCAGUUUGAAUUCGAGAAUUUGUUUUGAUACUUAA
Molecule: messenger RNA, 2315 nt
Organism: Styela clava
Lineage: Eukaryota; Metazoa; Chordata; Ascidiacea; Stolidobranchia; Styelidae
Source: RefSeq, a predicted model, not a curated record